AUGAACUUAGCAAGACAGUGGUGUGGGGGUCACACUUCACCUAUUCUCUGUAUAGAUGCUGCUCCUGGUCCAGAGGGACUUGUUGCCUCAGGAUCAGAGGGUGGACAGAUAACAGUCUGGAACCAGGACGGCAGCAAAGUUGGAAGUCUGCAGCUAUGCAGUAAAGAGGACUGUACUAGUCUGGUCUUCUCCCCCUCUGCUUCAGCACAGCUGUAUGUGUCCCAUGGAGAGACUGUGAGUGUGGUGGACUACAGAAAUCUGGGGAGCACUGUGGAGGAGUUUGAAGAUGUAGGGAAUGAGGAGAUCAAUGCUCUUGCACUGAACGAGACCUGCUCAGCUGUCGCUGUGGCUGAUGAUUCUGGAGCGGUCCGUAUUCUGGAUUUACCGGGAGGGAAAGUGUGCCGAACCUUACGCAGACAUACCAACAUUUGCUCCUCUGUGGCUUUCCGUCCACAAAGACCCAACAACCUUGUGUCUGUAGGGCUAGACAUGCAGGUCAUACUUUGGGGUUUACAAAAGACCCGGCCAAUGUGGAUACUCAACCUUCAGGACAUGUUGGAAGAGGAGGGACACCAACAGCAGCCUGGUCAGCUCUUCAAUCCCCCGCUGGCUCAUUGUGUUACGGUGUCCAGCUGCGGAAAUAUUGUAAGCUGUGCUGCUGAAGAUGGACAACUUCAUCUGAUGCGAAUUGGUGGUGGAUCCAAACUUGAGCAACAAGGAGCCGUCAAAGCCCACAGUCAGGGAGCCUCUCAGGCCCAUUUUGUGAACUUUUUGUCUCACCCAUACUGGCUAAUUAGUGGGGGUAAUGAUGGACAUGUGGCCUUGUGGGAUCUCAGUAAACACCCUGUGGUGGAGGGGAAAUCGAAACCCCAAUCACAAGAAAAUGACGAGAAACGCAAAAAGCGCAAAAUCAAAGCUAAGCCCAAAAAACAAGACACAGCGUCAGUACAGGUUGAAGCAGAAAACAUCAGCAAAGAUGAUCAAGCUACAGCUCAGACAGAAAAAAUUGACUCUGAGCUCAAACUUAGAAUCGACCAUGGAGACAAGGUGAACUGGCUUUGUCCAGCUGUUCUGAAGGGGGAGCCAAGUGUGAUAGUUUCUGAUCAAAGCUCUACUCUUGCUGUAUACUCACUAAGUACAUAA
Messenger RNA from Knipowitschia caucasica, 1143 nucleotides. Lineage: Eukaryota; Metazoa; Chordata; Actinopteri; Gobiiformes; Gobiidae. The record is from the annotation of a GenBank genome assembly.